AUGUUUUCAUUCGCAAAGAAAUUGGUAGAUAAGUUUGAAGGGGGUUCUAGCUCGGGUGAUUCCAAUGGAUCAGAUUCGUACUUCAAGAGUGGUUUACAAUUGAAUAAUAAAGGAUAUGCUUUACGUGUUUUGAAUGUUGCUCCACAUUCAACCGCUCAUCAGAAGGGGUUAGAAUCGUGGUUUGAUUACAUUAUCCGUAUCAACUAUCACGAAUUGCCCAUGAUGUAUCCAUCGAUUUCAACGUAUUCGUACAGUAUAAACGAUGAUGGAUCAAUUAAUUACGGAGAUAACACUACCCAGGAACAGGCUGGAAUGAUAAAUUAUGACAUAUUACAAAAAGAAAUCGUGAAUAUUGCUAAGAAUGAUAAAGCAAGUAAAGAGCUUGUACUCGAUGUUUGGAGUGCUAAGGGUGGCAUUGUUAGACAAGUCAUACUACCACUUGAUAAAUUUGAGCCAUCAUCUAAGGACGAUGCUGAUGAAUCGGAGUUAUCAUUAUUCAAUGACAGCUUUUCGCAGGUAGGUUUAACGUUGCAAUCGCAACAUUUGAACACCGCAACGUAUGUUUGGAGAAUAUUGAACACCCAUCACAAUUCCCCAGCAUUCCAGGCUCAAUUGAUUCCUUAUUCCGACUAUAUCAUUGGAUGUGAUUCAGCAUAUCCUCAGGAUGCCGAAGGAAAAGGUCUUUUGGCUAAAGGAGGUGAAUCUUUAUUGUCUCGGACAGUAAUGAGCUAUUACAAUCUACACUAUUCUGCUUCUCAAGAGGAUAAUGUCCCAAUAACCUUAUAUGUUUACAAUCACGAUUACGAUAUUUUAAGGCCUGUGACGGUAAACUUAUCAAGAUCUUGGGGUACAGGUCAAAAUAGAGGUAUUUUGGGAUGUGACGUGGGAUACGGUUUACUUCACAGAAUACCCGAAGUAAUUGGCAAAUUCGAUAGCAAUGACAUUAUCGAUGAUGUUUUAUUUGAAUCUAACCAGAAAGUGGGCUAUGGUGUUCAAGACCAGCCACAAGACCAACAAUCAGCAAAACAAACUAUUCCAUCUCCACCAGCCUCUACUAUCAACACUUCACCUGGCGCUGUAUUUGUACCGCUGGCGUCUGUACCACCUCCAAGAGCCGGCGCAGCUAGAAAAAAGAAGCAUGCUCCUGUUGGUUCGAACUUAGGAGAACUCAACGAAUAUAUGAAUGAAGAACUCGCAAAAUCAAAAGAGAUGGAUACUCACAGUAAUGAGAAUUUACCAAAUGAAGGCACCGUUCCUCCACCUCCACCUAAAGUAAAUUAA
Debaryomyces hansenii CBS767 is the source of this 1281-nucleotide messenger RNA. RefSeq lists its product as uncharacterized. Lineage: Eukaryota; Fungi; Ascomycota; Pichiomycetes; Serinales; Debaryomycetaceae. The coding region runs from base 1 to 1281 and encodes 426 amino acids. The transcript has a single exon. The record is from RefSeq and is a predicted model, not a curated record. Gene Ontology annotation, molecular function: protein binding. Gene Ontology annotation, biological process: Golgi organization. Gene Ontology annotation, cellular component: Golgi apparatus.